This is a messenger RNA of Paramecium pentaurelia, 1128 nucleotides long. The record is from the annotation of a GenBank genome assembly. Lineage: Eukaryota; Ciliophora; Oligohymenophorea; Peniculida; Parameciidae.
UAAUGUAAGAAGUCAUAUUAACAAACGAUGCAAAAGCAAAAAUACUUCAUGAUUACUUAUCUCAAACAUAUGUUCCAUAACUUAGUGAUCAUCUUUUUAAAACAGAUGAAUAUUUAAAGAAAGAAUAAGAAGAUUUUGAAAAGUCAUUUUUAUUUUCUAUUUUAGGAUUAUUAAUUAAAGUGAUGAAUUAACAGAAGAGUUAGUUGAAAAAAAAACAAUAAUUAGUAGAACUGUUAAAUAACUAAUUGAUAAAAUAUAAUCUGAAUAAGUAAAUUUCAUAUUGAUAAAAAAGGAAAAACUCAAAAAAAGUGAAACAUAUAAAAAAGGUAAGAAAGAUGAAUUAACUGCUAUUCAAAAAGCUAUAGAUUCUAUUUCUAGUGCAAUGAAAGAGACUUGUUCAAAAGUAAUUUCUUAAAUAUCCUUAUACAGAUUGAUUCUAAAGAGUUAAAUAAGAUAGGAUAAUUACCUUAAGGAAUGGAUUAAUUCAUGUCAAAAUUGUUUCAUAUUAUUUAUAAUGAAGACCAAAGUAAAUUCAACUGGGCUGAUUUCAAAAAGAAAGUGUAAGAAUAUUUAUUAAUUAAAUUUUAGCUUUGAUUAAGAUAAAGGGGCUGACUUUUAAAGUAGAUUAGCUAACUUUUAAUUUAAGGGUGUAAGUUAAGAAAAAGAAAACUUAUUACUUGAGAUGAAGGCAGAUCCAUAAUUUUAAAAAGUCUUUUAAGAUCCUUAAUAUACAAAAGCAUUCUUAGAUAUAGCUGAUUGGGUAUAUAUAUAUAUCAAGAUAAUUAAAAUAGAUUCACUUUGCUGUUUCAGGUAUUGAAAAUUAAAGAAAGAAGGAUUAAUCAGCAGUAGAAUUUGAAAGAAUUGACAAAGAAUUUGCAGGUAGAAAGGUUGAAUUAGAAAGUUAUUAAAGAACUCAUGUAUAUAUUCAUGAUCAUCAAUAGGACUUUUGGGUUUCAUAGCUUAAAUAUGUAGAGGAUUAAUAAGUGCUAUUGCAUUAAUUGUAACCAAAUAUUAAGCAAGUUGCUUAAGAAAUUUAAGGUAGCAAAGGAUUGUUAGAAUAACAUAUUGGUAAAUUCAUUCAGGGAGCUGAGAAAGUUAAUGAAUUAAUGCAUCCAAACAUUUGAUAGU